This is a messenger RNA of Daldinia loculata, 2182 nucleotides long. RefSeq lists its product as uncharacterized. The transcript is spliced from 5 exons. Bases 134 to 1921 code for a protein of 595 amino acids. Gene Ontology annotation, cellular component: Rpd3L-Expanded complex; Rpd3L complex. Gene Ontology annotation, biological process: negative regulation of silent mating-type cassette heterochromatin formation; negative regulation of rDNA heterochromatin formation. Lineage: Eukaryota; Fungi; Ascomycota; Sordariomycetes; Xylariales; Hypoxylaceae. The record is from RefSeq and is a predicted model, not a curated record.
AGACCUAAAGAGAAUACUUCCCAAUUCCAUUCUCUACUUAGAUCGCCGUCGCGUUUAACCCAUUUCCCACAUUAAGCCCCCCGAUCUCAAUCCGACCUGUCGCCCAGUCGCCCACACUCCACGCCCACAAGCUAUGGCCGGUACUUCUCCGACUAGACGCUCUUCUCGUGCGCGAACAACCCAAUCACAAUCACAUAAUAGCUCGAGUGCGUCCAGUGCAUCUGGCCGUGUCGAGCGAAGCACGAGAGCCUUCACUAAAACUGGUUCACCCCAAAAGUCGACUGGUAGUGGAUCUUUAUCUUCAGAACCCCCCGAGGAUUCAACAAUUAUAACGAACGACGACCCCAUCCUCCGUCGGCGGAGUACGCGCGGGAAAGAAGACGACCGAGAAAAGCAAUCCAAGAUAGAAUUAUCCGAUAUGGCAUCUGCUGGCGACGAGGUUCAAGAGGAUGACGAGGCCGUACGUUGCAUCUGCGGUCAUGAUGAAUACCCAGGGCCACCGCCCUUCGACGAGAACUCGAAGCAUGAUCCAAGAGACACAAUUGACCAUGACCGCAUUUUCGCUAUCGAAGUUACGGACGACAUGGCUGGCUUUUAUGUACAAUGCGAGUUCUGCAAUACAUGGCAGCAUGGUGCUUGUGUCGGUUUUGCCGAAGAGUCCAAUCUCGAAGAUGUCCAGUACUUUUGCGAAAGAUGCCGAAAAGAUUUACAUAAGAUAUUUACAGCAAGCAAUGGGCAAAAAUACUCGAUAUUUCUUCCCAUCCACCGACCCUCACGAGCUGUUUCACGAGCCACCUCCACAGCUAAAGAUGCUGCGCAUACAUCGAAGCGGCGUUCUACUAUGAACAGUCGAGAUGCUGCUUACGAUGAAGAGGAGCAACUACGCCGAGCAAUUGAAGCAAGCAAGGAAGAUGCGAUUCCCGAAACCACAGAACCUCCGUCAAGACGUCCCAAGCGAAGUAGAGAUGAUAGUGAAGAGAAGGUCGAGGGUAUUAAACGACAGCGAACAACUUCCAAAUCUCCUUCCCCAAAAAUUGAAAGGCUUCAAUCCGCCCCCCCUGAAGAGUCGGAGGAUGAACUAGCAAUCCGAAACGGUUCGUCAAAAAAGUCUCGGAACGCAGCAAGGAAUCAGCGCGAAAAGGCCGAAAGAGACGAACGCCGUGAAGAGCAAGAGCGGAGACGAGUCGAGGCCGCCAAUAAGCGAAAAGGCCGAGCUGAACGUCGGCGAGCUGAUGACUCCGACCCCUCGGAAGAAAUGCCUCUGGCAGUUCGCGCAGCAGUAAAUAGGGCAACAGAAUCCGCGCAACCUCCAGAUCCUCCGAUUUCAUCACAGCCCCCUCCCGAUACGCCUCCUGCGGUCCCGGUUCCCACAAAUUCCCAUAAGAAAAAGGCAACCAACCAGAAAAAGAAAGGCAGGAAUCAAUAUACUAAAGACCGCGAUAAUCGUGAUCAUGACGAAUCACCGGCGAGGUCGGUGUCGCGCGAUAUUACAAGAAAUGCCGACGAGAACGGCACAUCACAUACAAAAUCGAAUCACGAGCCUGCCGGCAAGCAGGGCAAAUCAAAGGGGGGCAUGAAUUCGAGGAUUACUAUGACAGAUAUGAAGAGGCGCGCCAAUAACAUUUUAGAAUACAUCACAAGAACGCAGGUCGAGCUCGCAAGCGAGCCGUUAUCAGACUCGGGAGCUGGUACACAACAGAACAGUGCGAGCAACGGAUCCGUCACCACAAUACCUUCAAUUAAGGUGAACGGCGACAGCAGAAAACACGAAAAUGUCGGUAUAACUACGAACGGGUCGGUAGCCAAUGGAGUCAACCAUGGUCUCUCCUCGCUAAAGGAAUUCAAGGAUAUGUCUUGUAUCGAGAUGAUGGACAUAUUGACACGGGAUUUGGUCAAGUGGCAGCAAGAGUUUACGCCCUAAAGUUAUUGACGGCUUCAUUUAACAGUCAACUUGGCGUUCAAGGGUUAGCUUCCAGGUACAUUAGGUAGGCUUAUAUCUGCAUUGCUCGGCGUUGUUUUGCGCAAAUGGGAAACCAAGGCGUUCUUUUCAGAGGGUUAAAAGGAGGUUUAUCAAUGGUGUUCUACUUCUACUUUUCUAGCUGUACUAUCAAAACUUCAAAUGGGUUGAUCGGGAGAGUCGGGGGCUCUGAGGAACUUGGGACAAGGUCUCAGGACACGGAGC